AUGGCUGAUGAAUCCGCAGGAGAGGUUGAUCUAAGGUUGGGAGAACCUAAGGGACCCAAAGUAGAGCCCGAGACGGAGGAGGGUUCCGCCAUACGUGUCAUGCCGGUGGCUGUGCACGUGCCGCCAGGGAUGUCCAUGUCCAUGUCCAAGGCCCUGGCCCAAGCCCAAGCCCAGGCCCAACCACAGAAGCGGGCAUCCACCAAGGACCGUCACACCAAAGUCGAGGGGCGAGGCAGGAGGAUCCGAAUGCCCGCCACAUGUGCGGCGCGGAUCUUCCAGCUCACCCGAGAACUUGGACACAAGUCUGAUGGUGAAACCAUCCGCUGGCUCCUCGAACAUGCCGAGCCCGCCAUCAUCGCCGCCACCGGUACCGGCACCGUCCCCGCCAUCGCCAUGUCCGUCAACGGCACGCUCAAGAUUCCGACUACCUCUCCCUUGGACGCGGAACCCGGAGACCCGCCCGAGAGGAAGAAGCGCAAGCGACCCGCCAACAGCGCCUACGUGGACGUAACCGAUGGCGCCGUUUCGGUCUCCGCCGGCCUCGCGAGCUCAAAUAACCAAAAAGCAACGUCGACGACAAGCACCUCUACGACGACGACAAUUCUGCAGCACACCGCGAUUCCGUUGCCGCAGGGCGUGGUCCCCGUGUGGGCCAUACCUUCAAACGGCGUUGUUCCUGCUGCAGGCGCAUUCUUCGUCGUCCCACAAACGGCGUCGUUCCAGCACCAGCCGCAGUUCUUCACUAUAGCGCGACCUAUCUCUGCGUUUGUCUCCUCCAUGGUCACACCUGUUCAACUCCAACCAACCGCAAUAUCCUCUCCCACCAACGUUAACCCUUCCUCUACCGCACCGUCUUCGAAUUCGCCGGCAAGAGCCACCGUCAUGGCUCCGACCACCACCACCACGCAGAUGCUGCGAGAUUUCUCCUUGGAGAUUUACGACAAGCAAGAGUUGCAGUUCAUGUCGCGCGCAUCUUCCAAGCAUUGA
Molecule: messenger RNA, 987 nt
Organism: Sphenostylis stenocarpa
Lineage: Eukaryota; Viridiplantae; Streptophyta; Magnoliopsida; Fabales; Fabaceae
Source: the annotation of a GenBank genome assembly